Physcomitrium patens is the source of this 1987-nucleotide messenger RNA. NCBI's taxonomy places the organism in Eukaryota, Viridiplantae, Streptophyta, Bryopsida, Funariales, Funariaceae. The record is from RefSeq and is a predicted model, not a curated record.
AUGGACUUGAGAGCUUUGCAUUUGGAGGAGCUCGUGCGGUGGUUUGACAGCAGCGCGGAGGCGGAGGCGGAGGAGGAGGAGGAGACCGGGUGCGUGAUAUUUUCUUCUUCAUGCUUAGUUUGUAUUGCUCUGCAUCUGUGUGGCUAGAAGAAUAAUACGGUGAUGAGGGCUUGGCCACGACGUGAAAUCGACUUUUUCUCGUAAUUUUGUGGGAUGGUGUAGCGGGAGGUAUUCCGAAGUUAUCAUUCUUCUUUUCUGGCGAACAGUUCGCUCAAUUUUAGCACGCGAUGAUAAGGAUUCGGGGAGUGAUCCGACGCUAUAUUGACUGGAGUUCGUUUGUGCUCUGGUGCUAGUGUGAUAGCAGUGUCCGUGUAUUCCGAAAUCAAUUUCGGACGUUGUAGUUUAACCCGUGGGAAUGCGUUUUGGAGUGCUUUGUGUUCAUAUUUUGGGGAGAAAAGUCUCGCCUCAGACGUUAGUAUGUGCCGCAUUAGCUUGUUUUUCUUUUUUUUCUUCUUUUCGUCUUUCUUUUUAGUUUUUUAGAAAGUAUUUCAUUUGAAUUGAAACGUAAAUAAUCGAAAAUUUUGAUCUACCUCAUUGUUGCGAGGUUUAGUGCAGAGAGGGAGAAUGAGAGAGAGAGAGAGAGAGAGAGAGAGAGAGAGAGAGAGAGAGAGAGAGAGAGAGAGAGAGAAGGUGGGGCGCUUGUAAGCGUACGUUGGCUUAAUGUGGCGAUGAUCGUCGCUCGAAAAGUGCGUUGAGAGGGUGGAUUUAGGGCUGGAUAGAGGCUGAACCUGUACUUCUCGAAUUUGAUUAUCACGAUUCUACUGUUUUUUUAUUAAAAAUGUUAGUAGGUUUGUAGCACUGGAUUUCCUGGUGUUCUGAAUGAGAAAUCAUGUCAGAUUUAAAGCAAGGAAAUGUUGACACGGGUUCAGCAUUGACCAUUGGUUCUAUGCGAAGGUAGUAGUUUUAUAAUUUUUUUGGCGAGAUGUCGUACUAUCCACUUUGUUUGGGAUUGAUCUUCUCUCAAAGUUCCUUUUCUGGGCAGGUGCUACAGUUUUUUUCUAAGUCUAGGGAUUUUGGUUGAAUCCUUCUCUUUUUCUUUUUUCUUUUUUUUCUUUUUCUUUUCUUUUUAUCAGGUUCUGAAGCCCUCGAGGUGUGACAAUGUCUGAUGACGAUGUCUGGGGGUCGGAGACCAUCGUAGGAGAAGAGGGCAAUCGUCAAGGGUCUCAUUUACAUUCGGAACUGGAUCAUGAAUGGCAGGCUCGACAUAAUCAGUUUCAUACUUUAGGUUACAGGGAUGGGGUGGAGGCAGGCAAAAAUUCAUCUGUGCAGGAGGGUUUCAAUUUAGGUUACGCUGAGGCCACUGUUGCGGGUUUUACCUGGGGUGUUGCUCGUGGCCUUACCAGAGCUUUCGCUGCCUUACCAGAUUCAUUGAAGGACACACUGGUUGGCGAAAGUGACGUAAGAGGACACUUGGAGGCUCUGGAUUCCUCUAUUUACAGAUAUUCUUCCACAGAUUCGCUGCGUACAUUUCACCGGAAUAUCAACAAAAUCCGUGAGGUUAGUGUAUCAAGCUCAGAUACAGUGUUGGAGUCACAAAACAUUGAGGAGAUUGGAAGACUUGAUCUGGAAUCGCAAAGAGAAGGGUCUCUGGAUAGUCGAGGUGAAACAAGGUCAAUUUCUAUAGUAGGGAUAAAUCGGUUACCCGAGUCUCAUAGUGCUGGCGCCUGGGAAGUAGAUAAUGGAGAUGAUGCUGCCAGAAAUGAACUGAAGGAGUUGGAGGAGAAAGUGCGAAGGGAGUUUCAGUUAACAACUAUCAAGAUUAGUGAUGUCCUUACAGCACCAAACCAGUGAUUCUAUUACGCAGUGAUACGAUUGUGGAUCAGAUUUUGGUUGAAAGUCCACCUAGUUGUUAGUGGCAUUUCAUGGCAAUAUAUGUUAAUAUUUAUACUAGAGAAAGGUUGCAAAUUUACCAACUCAAUGACUCGAA